Messenger RNA from Exophiala dermatitidis NIH/UT8656, 2010 nucleotides. RefSeq lists its product as uncharacterized. NCBI's taxonomy places the organism in Eukaryota, Fungi, Ascomycota, Eurotiomycetes, Chaetothyriales, Herpotrichiellaceae. The transcript is spliced from 7 exons. Gene Ontology annotation, biological process: medium-chain fatty acid biosynthetic process; medium-chain fatty acid catabolic process. Gene Ontology annotation, molecular function: acetylesterase activity; monoacylglycerol lipase activity. The record is from RefSeq and is a predicted model, not a curated record. The coding region runs from base 472 to 1872 and encodes 466 amino acids.
CGAGAAGCUCGCAUGCCUCUUCCUCCCAAUGUAUACCAAACUGCACCAGACUGAUCAAUCAACCAGAGAAAUACUGUACACCCUCACGCGCCUCAGUCAGACAACGUGUCGAUGUUGUCGCCUCAACUCAGCGCUUCUGGAGAAAGUUCCCUUCACCACGCGCCUCACGUCGAAACGGCCAGGUCGGCAACAUGUUCCUCAAACAACUUGAAAGUGGUUGCAACAAAAGCGCUUUGACGUCGACGCGAAUCCACAAACGACCCUUGCCCUUUGCCUGCCAUUGGCGCGCCACACGAUAUUCUCCGGCCCAUUACUAGCCCUCCCGGCCGAGUGACCUCCCAUACAAGUCAAUUGAGGUCCAAUUGAACGUUAUAGCUUCCUUGCAUUUUCCGCUCAAAGCGGCAGAAAUACGAGCACCCUGAUCAGUAAUGGCAUGAGCUUGUAUUGAAGACGUGGGAAGCGGACAGAAAUAUGGAAAAGAAUACUCUUGAUUUGGUGGUUGCACACGCACAAAGCCAUCCAUUUCUUACGGCCGUCGUCGGCGUAGCUCUGCUGGCUACUCUGGCAACGACACCCGCCAGGAUCUUCGGAAUGGGACAUGCAAGGUUCUGGCACUCUACAAAGUCUCUCCGGUUGAAGACGAAGGAUGGUCGGGUGGUUUCAUUAGCCGACAUGUGCAAAUCCAUCGUCCCGCCAUGUCGACUCCAUCCACUGCUAUUCAAUGGUCACCUGCAAACGAUGUGGACAGUCUUGACCCGAGAAAAUGUGCCAAUCUAUUAUAAGCGGCGGCUUUUCGACCACGAGGAUCCUCUCUACACUGGACAAUUUGCCGUCGAUUUCGUUACAGCACCCUACAAUCGGUCUGACCCCAGUCUACCAGAACGGACAACGUAUUUCACCGAAGAAGAAUUCCAGGACAUUGCUUCCGAUGACAACCGUCCUAUGCUUGUCAUGCUUCACGGCCUAAGUGGGGGAUCCCAUGAGUUGUAUCUCCGCCACGUCCUGGAGCCUCUGGUAGGGGAAGGCGGAUGGGAAGCAUGUGUGGUCAUUUCGCGAGGAUGUUCCAAGACCAAGAUCACCUCGAGCGUUCUUUACAAUGCACGCGCAACAUGGGAUAUUAGACAAACAGUGAAAUGGUUGCAAAAAACCUUUCCCAACCGUCCUCUGUUUGGCAUCGGAUUUUCAUUAGGCGCUAAUAUUCUGACAAAUUACCUCGGUGAGGAAGGGAGCAAUUGUCCCCUGAAAGCCGCCGUUAUUCUGUCCAACCCCUGGGACCUCGAAGCCAGUAACCUGGCUUUGAUGAGGCCGUGGUUCAACAGAAAUGUCUAUGCCGCAACCAUGGGCAAAAGCAUGAAGAGACUAUUCGAGACACACAUUGAGCAAGUGUCCAAGAACCCCAAGAUUGACGUGGACCUCGUCCGGAAGGGAAAGUAUCUUCGAGAUUUCGAUCGAAACGUGCAAGGGCCGACCUGGGGCUAUCCCACUGAAGGAGCAUACUACCGUGAUGCCUCCUCGAUCGACUCGGCGCUCGCGAUCAGAAUCCCUUUUCUUGCCAUUCACGCAGAAGACGACCCAGUGACCGCAAGUGAGGCUCUUCCACGCCAGGAGGUGCAACAGACCCCCUAUGGUGUUCUCUGUACCACACCGGGCGGUGGACAUCUCAGCUGGUUCGAGCUCGGUAGCAAAAGAUGGUUUACCAGAGUGACAACCCCGUUCUUCCAGAAGAUGGCCCGGGAGAUCGACCUAGAUGCGAUCUCUCGAACGGAGGAAGACACUGAACAGCUGAAGGGUCAAAUAUCUCGGUCGGAGCGAGAGCCCUUGAAGCCAGUCUUUGACCCUAUGCGGAGGAAGAUGCAUGUGCCCGGGCAAUAGACCAAGAUUAGAGUGACCAGAUGCGACAGGUCAGAUGAAACAGGCCAUGGCCAGCAUGGUCUGUUUGAACGGGAGACUCCCGAUAUAGAUAAAAUCCAAAGACCAGAAUUGAAACACCAUGGUCCUUCUCACGCAAAA